AUGCUCCCGUUACUCACUCUCGCCGCUCUUUACAUCGCACCCCGCGCCGUGCGCGCCACGCCAUGCGUCGCCAUGGACAUCAACUGGAACCUCUACGCUUUCGGUCUUAAUGGCAAAGACUGGAGCGCCGGCACCCAGGACUCUUGGGGCUCUGGCACCGCGACCGACGUUACCGCUUCUGGACGCCCACCCUUCGACGGCACCAACACAACAUGCUACCUCGCCCAGUUCUCCAACGCCAUCUACGUGAUCGACGGCGACAAGUCUAACCCUUCCGACAUCCACAUCUUCGACGCGGGCGCAAAGUCCUGGUCGACGCAGAAGACGAACGCGGGCAGCUUCGACCCCGCGAGCGCGACGUUCAUUCUCGACCACGACACGAACGUCUUCUAUGCGGUCUUGAAUGGCGAGCUCUGGGACCUCGAUAUGGGUGCCCUUGUCACGGCGAACUCUAGUGCGCUCAACUGGAACGAUGUCGAGGCGACGCCGUACGGCGCGGAUUACAAACCGACGAUGGCGCUUGCCCAGAACCACAUCCACUUCAUCGGUGUUCCGGGCGCAACGACUGGCGACCUCGACAUCUUCGUCAUUCACUUCUCGUUCUUCCAGCCCGACGCCCAGGCCUACCCAUCCUCCUCCGGCUCGACCGUCCUCCCCGCCCAACACGGCAAGACCUCCUCCUUCUUCCAAGCCGCCGGCGUCCAACAAGAGUUCGCCUACAUCCCCGACGACGGCUCCGCGACCUACGUCGUAAACGUCGAGUCCAACACGACCCAGACGGUCGCGGGCCCCUCGUCCAAAGACGCCAGCGCAUUCUACUUCGCGGGCCUCACCGCGCUCGUCCAGGUCGACUCCGCCGGCGCCGUCUCGUACCUCCCGUACAACCAGAACGACACCGCCGCCAACGCCGCGGCGAAGUGGACGAGCGUCGCGAACCUCGCUAGCGCUGCGCCGGCGAGUUCGGCGGCGGCGAGCGGGACUGGAACGGCGAAGGCUACUGGGACCGGAUCGGCGAGCUCUGCGUCUGGCACGGGCUCCUCGUCGAGCUCGGGGUCCAGCUCGAACUCGAGCAGCUCGGGCAGCUCGAGCGACGCGAGCGCCGCUGCGGCCGUAUCAGCCCGCGGCGUGAUGGCCACCGGCCUCGCGGGCGCGUUCGUGCUCGCUCUCGCGGCUAUUGCCGUUUGA
Peniophora sp. CBMAI 1063 is the source of this 1185-nucleotide messenger RNA. NCBI's taxonomy places the organism in Eukaryota, Fungi, Basidiomycota, Agaricomycetes, Russulales, Peniophoraceae. The record is from the annotation of a GenBank genome assembly.